Spinacia oleracea (spinach) is the source of this 1458-nucleotide messenger RNA. Its product is annotated as replication factor C subunit 2. Gene Ontology annotation, biological process: DNA repair; DNA-templated DNA replication. Gene Ontology annotation, cellular component: DNA replication factor C complex; nucleus. The record is from RefSeq and is a predicted model, not a curated record. Lineage: Eukaryota; Viridiplantae; Streptophyta; Magnoliopsida; Caryophyllales; Amaranthaceae. The transcript has 12 exons. Gene Ontology annotation, molecular function: DNA binding; ATP binding; ATP hydrolysis activity. Bases 136 to 1158 code for a protein of 340 amino acids.
AUUUCUGGUCCGCCCCUAGUUAAAAACCCUGGUUCCAUUUGCUUACACCAGAGAAAAAGCGGGAAAAGUGAGCGCAGGCUACACCAAGGAGAGAGAAACUGUGUACUGUAGUGGCUAUUGACAGAGGCUGUCGAGAUGGCGCCAUUGUUGCAGAGCUCUCAGCAAUGGGUGGAAAAAUAUCGGCCAAAGAAAGUGAAGGAUGUUGCUCAUCAAGAUGAAGUCGUUAAAGUUCUCACAAACACUCUCGAAACCUCCAAUUGUCCUCAUAUGCUAUUCUAUGGCCCACCUGGAACCGGAAAAACCACCACCGCGCUCGCCAUUGCUCAUCAACUUUUCGGGCCUGAACUUUACAAGUCCAGGGUGCUAGAGUUGAAUGCUAGUGAUGAUCGUGGCAUCAAUGUCGUUCGUACAAAAAUUAAAAAUUUUGCUGCUGUUGCUGUAGGUUCUGCACAACGACAGGGAGGCUAUCCUUGUCCACCUUAUAAAAUCAUAAUUCUAGACGAGGCAGAUUCAAUGACUGAAGAUGCUCAGAAUGCGUUGCGUCGAACAAUGGAGACCUACUCUAAAGUUACAAGGUUCUUUUUCAUCUGUAAUUAUAUUAGCAGGAUCAUAGAGCCAUUGGCUUCAAGGUGUGCCAAAUUUAGAUUUAAACCACUUCCGGAAGAUGUAAUGAUAACUCGUAUUUUGCAUAUAUGUGGAGAAGAAGGCCUCAAUCUGGAUUCUCAGGCACUUUCGACCUUGAGUUCCAUUUCACAAGGUGAUCUUCGUCGGGCCAUUACAUACUUGCAGGGAGCUGCUCGCUUGUAUGGUUCAUCCAUUACCUCCAAGGACUUAAUUAGUGUGUCUGGGGUCAUACCAGAGGAGGUUGUACAGGAUUUGUUGGCUGCUUGCAAGAGUGGUAACUUCGAUUUGGCUGACAAAGAAGUGAAUAAUGUCAUUUCAGAAGGCUAUCCAGUUUCGCAGAUGAUUUCUCAGUUAUUUGAUAUUAUCGUGGAAGCUGAUGAUUUGUCAGAUGAGCAGAAGGCAAGGGUUUUUAAAAAGUUGGGUGAAACAGAUAAGUGUCUUGUUGAUGGAGCAGACGAGUAUUUGCAGUUGCUAGAUGUUGCUGGUAACACCAUGCGUGCCUUUUGUAACAUGGCACAAGAUUUCUCCUAUUAGACUUGUUAGCUUUGGAGUAUACAGUAGCUUAAACUUUCCGAUAUAUCAUAUAUGAUAAUAUGAAACGAUGUCAAAUGAAAAUUUUUAGAGACACAUGCUGGAAGUUUUCAUAGCCUUGUAUUUUAGCAAAGUGAGCAGUGGGCCGACGGAAGAGGUUUCUUUUUGGAGAGGAAAUCUAGUGUGUCCUGCAUUAGCAAUUAUCUAAUUAUGAAGGUGGUCAUUUUGUUCUCUCACUGGUCAUGAGCCUCUAAGCAUUAUUAACAAGAAAAGUAAAAUCAUCAAACCUCUUAUCCUUCACUA